Lentinula edodes (shiitake mushroom) is the source of this 2578-nucleotide messenger RNA. RefSeq names its product P-loop containing nucleoside triphosphate hydrolase protein. Gene Ontology annotation, biological process: transmembrane transport. The transcript is spliced from 13 exons. Lineage: Eukaryota; Fungi; Basidiomycota; Agaricomycetes; Agaricales; Omphalotaceae. Gene Ontology annotation, molecular function: ATP binding; ATP hydrolysis activity; ATPase-coupled lipid transmembrane transporter activity. The coding region runs from base 419 to 2479 and encodes 686 amino acids. The record is from RefSeq and is a predicted model, not a curated record.
CAAAAAUGCUAGUAGUACACCUGCAGUAUAGUACACGCCCGAGCCAGAUGUACUGCGUCAACGUAUUGGCUGCACGACCUUUUGUUUAAAGAAGAAUUCAGACAUAGUCAUCUUUGGAGGAGGAAUGCAAUGGUAGGCUUUUGAUUCUUGACGCAGCCCCCUUAUUGCCACAAAGCGGUGUCUCCUUUGUUCUCUUAGAGAUUUUAGGGAUUUGCAUUCCCUGACUCGACGUUCGAUUUGAAUGCUGUUGAAGGAUGUGUUUUGAGUAAUGGUGUGUGGGCGUGGGCGGCUCGUUGUGAGGCAAUCUAAUAUUUUAGUUAAUAGAUUCUUCUCUAAUGACUCGGUUUAAAAGUCCGCUGGCUACAGGAUAUAAGAACUACAAAGGAUUUGGUUUCUAUCUCAUCCAAGAUAUUCAAGAAUGGCGUCCUCCAAACUCGGCUCUGCAGUAAACAAUCGCGACAAAAAGUCGAAAAGUUCAAGCAAGACCGAGAUCGAGACGCUCCAGCUAGGCGUCUUCCGGGUUUUGCUUGAGAAACGAGUGUCGUCUUUCUUUGCUCCUGACUUCGCAGAGAGUGUGGAAGCGUGGCGUACAGGGCUCAAUGUCCUCAAACGACUUGUUGAGGACGUCAUCAAACUUGCGCCCGUGAUGCUUUCUAUCAUGGCUUUUGCAAAGGUAUGGGACUCGCUUGAAGAAGUCGUACUUCUGGGUCUGGAAACCCGAAUGCUUCAAAUCAUUGAAAUUGGGCUUAGUUCAAAAGAUGGAAUAGAGGGUCAAGCUCUGAUCAUGGCGGUUGUGGCGAGGAUGGUUAUUGUGAUGUUCUCCUCUCUGAUAGAUCAUUGGAGUCGGGACAUGGAAUCACGGGCCAAGACUAGAGUGUUGCAUCACUACGACGACUUCCUCCUCGUUGCCAGAUUCCGUAUGGACCUUCGCACAAUACAAGAUAAUCGAACUGAUGAUCACCUCAACGCGACAAUACCAUGGAAUGCUUUCAGCGCAUUGCUCGGGCUGGGUACGAAACUCUUUGCAGUAGCCAGCCAGCUUGGGUUCAUGUUCCACAUUGUCCGAUCUGGAAACCAUGGGAUAAUAUUCGCCACAUUAUGCCUCAUAAAGCCUGUGAUUGGAGCUUUUUCUUCACGAAAUAUGUGGUCAAUGCGUCGCGUUGUCGAGGCCACCAAUCCUGAUUUUCUCAGAAUGAAAUCACUCAAAAGCCUGGAGUCGAAAGAGUUCAGAUCAGAUAUUUUAAGUGGCAACUUGAUUCAGUACAUCAUCACCGAGUUUCGAAAUGCUCGAAGAAGCCUAGGAGAGAUAUCCAUGGAAUCACCCGAAAUGCAAUAUUACACAAAAGGCACGGUGAUUGCAGGUUUAAUCGCAGGUUUUGUUGGAGAUUUUCCUCUAAUGUAUUAUGUUGCUAUCUCCUUGCUUCAACCCUCCUCCAUGAGCCUGUCCACCAUUGCUUCUUUACAGCAAUCAGCCAUUCUACUACGAUGGCUUUUCUGGAAUGUCUUCUACCAAGCAAACGAACUACGCCAAUACACCAGCCGCACGCAACACCUUUACGAUCUAGAGAAAACACUCCCCGUGAUCAAGGAAGGUGAUAUUUCGUACCCGCCCGAGAAGCAUUCAGGCAAAGGUAUGGCUCUUGAACUGAAGGAUGUUUCAUUUUCAUAUCCCGGAAGUAAGGAAGAUAAGAAAGCUCUGAGUGAUGUUUCAUUCCGAAUUGAGCCUGGGGAACUCGUCGUGAUUGUUGGUGCUAAUGGAAGCGGCAAAUCGACGUUCGUCAAACUCUUGACUCGCUUGUACGACGUAGAUGUUGGGACUGUGUUUGUUGAUGAUGAAGACAUACGUCGGUACAAAAUCCAUGACCUCCGAAAAUCCAUCGCCACUCUCACGCAGGAGCAUUUGCUUUUCCCUCUCUCGAUCGAGGAGAACAUCGGGCUCGGUUACCCGGAAGCUAUGACAAAUGUCGACUUAAUCAACAAGGCAGCACAAAUGGGAGGAGCGGAAGAGAUAUUGGAUCAACUCAACAACGGAGCGAAAACUAUACUGGAUCCUUUCUCAAUCCAGUACGGUUCUCGAGUGGAAGAAAAUGAGGGGACAGAAUUGUCUGCAGCGUUGAAACAGCUCAAGAAAAAAGUAGAAGUGUCUGGAGGAGAGCGACAGCGUCUAGUGGCCUCCCGAACAUUCAUGCGCUUCAACUCCGAAGAUAUAAAGUUUGUAGCUGUCGAUGAGCCAAGUUCAGCGCUUGAUCCAGAGGGAGAGUUACAACUCUUCAACAAUCUGAGGGAAGCAAGGGACGGCAAGACCAUGAUUUUUGUCACCCACAGAUUUGGACACUUGACGAAAUAUGCAGACAAGAUACUGUGUAUGAAAGAUGGAAAGGUGGCCGAGUAUGGCUCGCAUGCCGAGCUUCUUGCUAAGAAGGGAGAAUACCACAAGAUGUACAAGAUUCAAGCCCAGGCUUUUGAAAGUUUGCUGUGACUCAGAGUUAAUCAACACUCCUCGAGGAUGAAUUGGAGAUACAAUAUGUACAUUCCCUUGAUGGAUAUGUAGAUUUUGCUUUACCAGAAUUACCUAGUC